This is a messenger RNA of Panicum hallii, 1205 nucleotides long. RefSeq names its product phosphopantothenate--cysteine ligase 1-like. The transcript is spliced from 9 exons. NCBI's taxonomy places the organism in Eukaryota, Viridiplantae, Streptophyta, Magnoliopsida, Poales, Poaceae. The record is from RefSeq and is a predicted model, not a curated record. Gene Ontology annotation, cellular component: nucleus; cytoplasm. Gene Ontology annotation, molecular function: phosphopantothenate--cysteine ligase activity. Gene Ontology annotation, biological process: coenzyme A biosynthetic process. Bases 1 to 1005 code for a protein of 334 amino acids.
AUGGUCGCGGUGGAGGACCCGGAAUCCUUCUUCGCCACCGCGCCGCCGCUGGGGGACGCCGGCGCCGUCGCCGCCAGGCUGCAGGAGUUCGUCGCGCGCAACUCUUCCCACCCCUCGUCAGAGGGCGGCGGGCGGCGGCGGAUCGUGUGCGUCACGUCGGGCGGGACGACGGUGCCGCUGGAGCAGCGGUGCGUCCGCUACAUCGACAACUUCAGCUCCGGCCACCGCGGCGCCGCGUCCACCGAGUAUUUCUUAAAGGCUGGUUAUGCUGUCAUCUUCGUCCAUCGACGUGGGAGCUGCCAACCUUUCUGUAGGUUCCUGCCUGAUGAUUCAUUUCUCAAAUUCUUUGAUGUAACUACAGAGUCGAAGGUUCAAGUGGUUGAGUCCCACACGACGGUGGUAAAGAAGGCAAUUGGGGAGUAUAGCAAGGCUAUUGAAGGAGGCGCUCUGCUGAAACUCCCAUUCACCACGAUAUUUGAAUAUCUUCAGUUACUGAAGAUGGUGGCUACAUCAAUGAGCUCUGUGGGUCUCCACGGGAUGUUCUAUCUCGCUGCUGCUGUAUCCGACUUUUAUGUUCCAUGGGAUAGCAUGGCCAAACAUAAGAUUCAGUCAGCCGGAGGCCCACUGGAUAUGAAGCUAAGUCAGGUCCCCAAAAUGCUUUCAGUUCUUCGAAACCAAUGGGCUCCCAUGGCCUUCUGCAUAUCUUUCAAGCUGGAGACAGAUUCAGAGAUUCUCAUUCAGAAAGCAGAAAUGGCUCUGCACAAGUACAAGAUGAACGUUGUUGUGGCCAAUCUGCUUGCAACCUACAAAGAGGAGGUCGUCGUCGUCUCCAAUGGCGAAAGAAACACUAUCCGGAGGUGCAAUGCGGAUGAGGAUCUGGAGGAGCACAUUAUCAAGCUCCUAGAGAAGAGCCACUCAAACUACAUCUAUAGCAGCACAGAUGAUGGGUGCAACAAGAAUGACUACGAAACGCUUGUACCGUUGGGCAUCAAAAGUCUGGCUUAAGGUAAAUACUGAUUGAUGAUAUAUGCGAGUCAAAAUAACAAGAAAGUCCCUUCAACUCUGAGAAGUCUCUACAAAUGUAAUGUGAACCGCUUCUGGUAUGUAUGUAAUGUAAACAGCACUAAUAUAUUUGUUAUCUUCUUUUUUUCUUUCCGUGAAAACACACGGGAAAAAAGAAGGAUAAAAGUCGGAUGUAUCAUUUC